Molecule: messenger RNA, 3435 nt
Organism: Patella vulgata (common limpet)
Lineage: Eukaryota; Metazoa; Mollusca; Gastropoda; Patellidae
Exons: 10
Coding region: 359-3190 (943 amino acids)
Biological process (GO): sodium ion transmembrane transport
Cellular component (GO): membrane
Molecular function (GO): ligand-gated sodium channel activity
Source: RefSeq, a predicted model, not a curated record
CAGGGCGUGCUACAUAACAUUUGAACUGUAAAUUCACGAUAUUUAUCAAUACUAGUAUGGAUAGACCUACAUCACUGCGUAUGUUGAGGUAUUUAAUACCAACCCUUUCUAGUGAGAUAGUAUGGUGGUGAUAUAUAGAAUAAGCAUGUAGCCACUGAACUGCUACGGUACAGACGGUUUCGUGUGCUGUAUGUCUGUAUGAAUUGUGUCAAAAUGGAUUAUAUUACAGGUUGAUUGAUUGCAUUGUAAUAUUCCAUUUAGUUGAUCCUACUUCCGUCAAUAUCACGAUGUCAGAUUAUGUUACCAGUUGAAUGAGCUGAGUGCAACAUUUUAUUUAGUUAAUUCUAUUAACGUCAAAAUGUCUGCGUCAGCGUUAGAACUAAAUGCCCGUGGUUUUAUCAAGCACCGCCAACCAAACGCUGUUUGUUUUUCUACCAAUUCAGAGCCGAAAACAACGAGACAUUUCGUAACUCAUACAGCACAAUGUUCGAAAUUUACAAAUGCAACAUGGAUGGAAUUUACACAAUCGACUUCGUUACAUGGAUUGCGGUACAUCUGGGAUUAUGAGACAUUCACGCUAAGAAGGAUUAUAUGGUUGUUACUGGUGUUGGGUGGUAUUGGUUUGAUGUCCUUCCAGAUAGUAGACAGACUCUUAUAUUUUAUGAGUUUUCCUGUUACAGUCAAUCUCCAUGUUAACUAUAACAAAUCUCUUCUCUUCCCGGCUGUCACAUUCUGUAAUCAAAACGCCUUUAGAUCAAGUGCCUCAGCAGAACACGGUAGAUACCAACUGAUUAAUAACAUGUACACCAACAUACACAAUUUCUCACUGGAUGACCUAGAUAGAUUCAACAGUAGCAAUAUUCUUCUGGAUGAUCUGUUCUUAGCAUCUGCUCACAAGAUCGAAGAUAUGAUAGUUAGGUGUAAAUGGAGAGGGAGUGAUUGCGAUGAGACAGAUUUUACAAGGAGUAUAUCCGAACGAGGGGUCUGUUUUACUUUUAAUAGUGAAAAUAAUCAACAUUUUAAUCAACUUAGUGUGGACUCGGUUGGUUCUGACAAUGGCUUAUCAUUAACGCUAAAUAUAGAAGACUAUGAGUAUAUGCCUGGUCCUAAUGAUGGUGCUGGAAUCAAACUAUUGGUACAUGACCAGAAACAGUUUCCUAAAGUACAUGAGCUUGGAAUAGCAUUAUCUGUUGGGUUACACUCAUUUGUUGGUUUACAAUUUGUUUCGGUAAGCAAUUUGCCCAAGCCUCAUGGUCGUUGUAAAACACCUAAAUUAAAAUAUUUUGACUAUUAUUCUCCAGAUAAUUGUCAAGUAGACUGUUACACCUCCAUAGUUAUAAACCACUGUGGCUGUAAACUUCACUUCAUGCCCCAUACAAUUGGUUCCCCGAACGUGUGUUCGUUAAAGCAAUAUUACUCAUGUUAUCUUCCACAAAAAGAUCAUUUUAUUGAUGAAAUGCAUCAAACUUGCUCCUGUCCAGUUUCUUGUGAUUUUAAAAUUUACGACCCUGCACUAUCGUAUUCCUCUUUAUCAACCAUGGUUCAAUCGCGUCUUCUUGACGGGGUUAACAUGUCCGCCAUGACCCGGAAUUAUAACCAAGCAAGGGAAAUAACUCAUCGCCUGCAAAAAGAAUAUGCAAUUCCGUUCAAUAAGAAGUUAUGGAACGUAAAAAUAAAAUAUGAAAUAUUAGAAACAGUUGUAUUGCAAGAUUUGUUAAAGCAGCUGAAGGAUCAAAGAAACGCCGCAAUAAGUGUUUUUACAGAAAUCAGCAAAGUCGGAAAUAAAACGAAACAUUUAUAUCAUUUUCGUAAAUAUAUGGUGUCCAAAAAUUUUGUAAGAGCCGGUUCAGCAAUGGAAGAGAGGUCGUUUUUCUCGGUGACAAAUGAUAUGCAACAAUUUGUGUUUCAUGCGAAAAACUUGGUUAACAUUAUAGCGUUUGAAAAUGCAACAACAAAGGCAUCAAGACACUCAUUGUUUGUAUUCAUAUCAACGAUUUUGCGAGCAAAAAUGUUUAUGUGCGAUAACGCCAUAAGUAAUUACACGGAGCUCUCUGAGGCUUUUCGAAGGGGAAAGCCCAUAUUUAAUUACGUAUAUCAGGACAAAGGAUGGCGUGAACGGAAGGCCAUUAUACCAAAGGUGCUUCUCAAAAAUGCUUUCAAGUUUUCAAGACUAAUACGCAAUCGCACGGCACGGAUACCUGGUGAACUAAAACAGAUCAAAACGUAUUUGCAAAAAAUGCUAGAUAUGACAUCAGAGGCCUAUUAUAAUUCGACUUUUAAUGCUACCAAAUUCCAUAUUGCCACUGUUCAGUAUCUUUAUUGGUGUCGCCAUUUCCUUCAGAGUAAGAGUCACCUUUUAAAAGAAGGCUCUCAUUGGCCAAUUACUGAAAUGACUAAACAACAAAAUAAAUUAGAAUUAAUCAUGAAUCAAAUACGCUUUUUGAAAAAUAAUAUUUUGAACGCCUUAUCGAGUCUAGAAAAUAAUCUUGAAAAUGUUGAGAAUCUGUUUUUAAAGCGGAUUAAAGACGGGUUGGAUAUGUGUGACCAUUAUUUAAAAGAUGGUUCUGUUAGGAAAUUAGACAUUGCGAAAUUGUUCGCCUCGGACACCAUAAAAGAGGGUUCCAACUCUUUAACUGUUUUAUUUAAUGAAGUACGAACUCGGGGUCAGAUAAUAUUCGACUAUUGGGGUGAUUUGUUAAUGAGUUCGGAUGCUCUGUGGAAAUUAGUGUUAUCUGAUGUUGAUAUGGCAUCCUAUUAUAAACAUAUGAAGAUGACAAAGUAUUUACAGGAUUAUGACAAUGUAUCGGAAAGUCUAACCAAAGAAUACGAAUCUUAUCGAGAUUCCCUGGAUCUGAGAACAAUAGUCCAGCACGUUGAUGAUGAUUUCCUACGAGAAUUGAAAUCACUGAUCGCUGUGUUGGAAGAUUUCAAUGAAUCUGAAAAUGUGGAUCAUAAUUUCGUCAGGUCUAAUUUUCUACUGGUAAAUCUAUAUUUCAAGGAGUUAAACUACGAACAGAUCACACAACAAAAAGCUUAUGAUGUCUUCGCCUUAUUCUGUGAUAUUGGAGGAUCUAUGGGAUUAUUUAUUGGAGCAAGUGUCAUGACUAUAUUUGAAAUAAUAGAUCUUCUAGUUAAUAGUUGCGCUGUAAAAUUGUUCACAAGACCAACAGUAACGGAAACUGCUGUAUAACAACUCUACCGGGUUGAUAAAGCAUGUUCGGUGUUAAAAAAUGUGGGUUUAUGUGAUGUGUGAUUCUGAUUAGUAAUAGAACAUAUUCUACACGAUGUAACCAAAAUGCAUUUUUUUGAAACCAGAAAAGGGGAAUAUUCUAAAGGAAAUUAGAAUAGUAUAGUGUGUUUAUAGUGAUUUGAUGAGCAAAGCAUGUUGUAUAUUUUCCUUUGAGAUGUUCAGAGAAUAAUAAAAACUAAGUCUUU